AUGACAUUUACUGGCUUAUUUUUCUUCUGUAUGCUGAUGAAAAUGCUAACAGACGCCCGAUCCAUCCAGGAUGGAGAUGAUCUCUACCAAGAAGCUGCAGCAUUGUCGUACUGGCCCUUCUCAUCCAAUGAUUUCUGGUCCUACGUGGAAUAUUUCCGGACCUUGGGAGCCUACGACAGGAUCAAUGACAUGGCCAGAGCCUUCUUUGCCCAGUUCCCUUUUGGGAGCCACCUUGGCUACCACGCGCACGACCACGAGCACUGA
Messenger RNA from Cinclus cinclus, 264 nucleotides. RefSeq names its product otospiralin (gene OTOS). Gene Ontology annotation, biological process: sensory perception of sound. The record is from RefSeq and is a predicted model, not a curated record. NCBI's taxonomy places the organism in Eukaryota, Metazoa, Chordata, Aves, Passeriformes, Cinclidae. Bases 1 to 264 code for a protein of 87 amino acids. The transcript has 3 exons.